Molecule: messenger RNA, 1104 nt
Organism: Alexandromys fortis (reed vole)
Lineage: Eukaryota; Metazoa; Chordata; Mammalia; Rodentia; Cricetidae
Product: cyclin-dependent kinase 2-associated protein 1-like
Exons: 1
Coding region: 235-579 (114 amino acids)
Cellular component (GO): nucleus; cytoplasm
Source: RefSeq, a predicted model, not a curated record
CCCUGCGCCGCACGCCCGAUGGAUGGGUGAUCUACUGCGGCGGCGGCAGGGUGAGGGACGGCCACAUUUUUCGGCGCGGCCCGAGCCGGCGACAACAAAAAGUGCGCGGGCGCCCGCUGGGCGCUCGGACGGGCGCGGGGACGCGGGGACGCCCGGCCCGGGCCUCGGCCUCGGCCUCGCCGCCGCGCUCGCGGCCUGGCCCGGCUCUGCCCGGAGCGCCCGCCGCCCGCGGGGAUGUCGUACAAGCCGAACUUGACCGCGCACAUGCCCGCCGCCGCCCUCAAUGCCGGAAGUGUCCACUCGCCUUCUACUAGUAUGGCGACAUCCUCCCAGUAUCGCCAGCUGCUGAGUGACUAUGGGCCACCAUCACUAGGCUACACCCAGGGAACUGGAAAUAGCCAGGUGCCUCAGAGUAAAUACGGAGAGCUGCUGGCCAUCAUUGAAGAGUUGGGGAAAGAGAUCAGACCCACGUAUGCAGGGAGCAAGAGCGCCAUGGAGAGACUAAAACGAGGCAUCAUUCAUGCCCGAAGCCUGGUUCGGGAGUGCUUGGCCGAAACGGAACGUAAUGCCAGGUCCUAGCCCCUGGCCAGUCUGAAGGCCCAUCUCGCUACCCUGUGGAGAUGAGAGGCUUUGUUCAAAAUGGCAGUGGUUUUCCUGCCGUGGUCAUUAAGCUCUGAACCCACAUCCAGAAGACUGGGAAGACAUUUUGCAGUUACUGACGGUGUGCAUUCUAAGUAGUUAGAAAUCAUCCAGCUCUUUUUUUCUUCCCAAGCAUUGAUUUGAAAGAUGUUUGUGAAGCCACUUCACAGCAAGCUAUUGUUUGCCCCCAAAUCCCAGUGUCCCCUUUAAAAUCUCCCUUUGGAUACACUUGCCAUUCGCCUCACCCCAGUUGACUUCCUUUCCAUGAGCUCACCUGCCUCUGAGGACUUGAGUGCAGACCACAGCACAUCUGCUUAGUAGCUGGCCUGCCUGUGGACAGUGUAGACCCUGUUUCACAGAGCUGCUCUGCUUAAGCCUUUGCAUGACUGAGUGCUUUGAAGUCAAUCUUAAACAUGCACAAGUUAUAAAUACAGAAGAAAGCAAUCUACCCAACCUGCCACGCGC